Nematostella vectensis (starlet sea anemone) is the source of this 4606-nucleotide messenger RNA. RefSeq lists its product as uncharacterized. Gene Ontology annotation, cellular component: nucleus. Bases 3835 to 4512 code for a protein of 225 amino acids. Lineage: Eukaryota; Metazoa; Cnidaria; Anthozoa; Actiniaria; Edwardsiidae. The record is from RefSeq and is a predicted model, not a curated record. Gene Ontology annotation, biological process: regulation of transcription by RNA polymerase II. The transcript is spliced from 2 exons.
AGUAGUGAUCUGACCUGCAAACAGAGGCUUUCUCCUAUUAACCUGCAAAGAAAGGCCCUGCAAACAGAGGCUUUCUUUUAUUACCCUGCAAAGAAAGGCCCUGCUAACAGAGGCUUUUACCUUGUGUUUCUCUGACUUUAAAAGUCGCAGCUUUGGCUAUCCGCUCUUUCAGCACAAAUUAAAAAAAUAACGCGAAAACCCAGAGAAGCGAAUCUUCAGGUACUAAAACAAGGAGAAUUAAAAGCUUUGCUAGCAUUUAACUUGUUUUGUUUGCAAACUAACAACUUGAAUUGGACUGAAACGUAGAAGAUGGAUUGACGUCAGUGACGAAGGCGCAUGCGCACGCUCAACCCACAUCGAAGACUUUUCUGAAAAAAAAAAAAAAAAAACUAGUUUAUAUAUACUUUACGGCUAUAACACGUGUUAUGCCCGUAGCGGUCACAGGUCGAUGACAAGGCUCUUUUAUAAUACUAAGCUUUAACCGGAAGUUGGUCACCGGAAGUUUACAGGAAGAUCUAAGAAUUGCUGUGUUGUAAAAGCACAGAAAGACCACAAAAAGUUUACGGAUGAUCCAUCCGACCAUCCGACGAUCGAGUGACACAGAAGUCCCUCCAAUAACUCGUAAAUGCUUUGCAAGCAUUCACGAGUUAAAAGUGACACCUGACUGGAAGUUUAUCACGUGAUGACUUGGUCUGAGAAAAAUCCGCUUAUGAGGCAGUAAAGAAAGAACUUGUUCAAUUAUUCAUGUUUACCUGUGUGAAUUUACCAUGAAAACGCGACACAACGCUUCUCGAGUGACAACUGAAAAAGCUCAGUGAUGUUCCCAUAAUAAACACGAAAUCUUUAAAGGUUUACAAGCAUUUACAGGAUACAGCAUUGUGAGGAUGACAGUGGGAGCCGCUACUGUGCUGUUCGUGGGUUUUAUCAUCGGUCUUGUUGGAGUCCUGGCGUUUUUUCAAGCAUACUACAUUGGGAAAUGCUUUAGAGCAGGGCAACCAUCAGAAAAUGGCCCUCAAAACCAGUGUCUUAUAUGACAUAGGGAUGGACAUUUGAAUUCCACAGGAUUUGAGAAGAAACUUCACAGUGGAAAUUGCACCGCAUCUCAUUUUGUUAUGCUCGAACUUUAUCAAUUUUGCACACUGACAGACACGCCAAGUGGCUCUCAAUGCACGCUUUUCCUCACUGCUGUAAAGCUACACUGCAGGCUGUUGUAUAGAACGUGCACAAAGCAAUGCGCUGGUGUACAAGAAAACAUGGUGGAGCAUUGUGCUAAAUUGUGUUAUAAAAAAGAGGCUACGAUAUAUGCAAAUCAUCAACAUACAUACUUUGUACUUUCGCCUGGAGAAGAACUAGCAAGGCUGUUUGAGUUUGACAUCAGAUGAUGAUAAAGGGAAAACCACGUAGGGAAACUUUUAUAGCAAGUCAACUUAAUAAAUAGUUUUUUUAACGAUACGAUACGAAAAUUCAUGUCAUUAACAAACAGCGAGUUUUUUUUAAUAUCAGAAAACGCCAAGAAGAACUGGUACUGGAAACCAUCAACAACGCGGAUUUGUUGAUGUUAUGUGGAGUAGAAGACAUUUAAGCGUCUAUCGUUCGACAGCGUCGCAAGGAUUUUCCAUUCUCAAACGAAAAAUUAAUUACAUAUCUAUCCGAGGAAAGGAAAAAAAAACUACAUUUUUAUUUACACUGUGUGUGUUUACGUCUUGCAAAGGAGACGUUGCCGGGAGCUGAUCAGGAACGAUUACAUUCAUCACAGACUACCAUCAAUUUAGAAGAAAACAAAAUUGAUCGUUGUUUGGCGUUUGUUAUAAGAAAAAAAAAAUGCGUAAAAUGCCAUCUUUAAUUUUAUUUUUCAAUAACAUGUUUUAUUUUAAAACUAUGACCGACAAAACAAUGCAAAGACUUCCUUAGAAAAAUUAAGGUUAAAGAUGUUGGUUGACGAUUGCAGUCAUGCAAAUUUAUAGUUAAAAGAACUAAUAAAAGGCCAAUACCAGUGAAUAAAACAAACAUACUGCAUGCCCUGACUGUUAAUUUAUUCCGGCAGUUUGUGCGUACAAUAAUACCUGCUUAAGAGUUGGGCAUAGUUUGAGCAAACACAUCGAGGCCAAUCGACAUGCACGCGGGAAAAUCAGCUCAUAAACUUCGGGCGCCGCGCGCGUAGGCUAUAGCUAAUAAAAGAACAAAGGACUCAAACAUAGAAAUUACUGCUGUACGUGGUAUUUGCAAGACGAAUGAUCAUUCGCCUUAUGAUAUACGAUAUAGAAGAGCAAAAUGAGAUAAAAAACAAUAACGUCCAGAUACUUGAACCAUUUCACCCUUUAUAAAACUAGUAAUUGUCUAUAGAUCCGAUCUACUCGCUAGUUCAAAACUCCGUCAAAAAUUAUACAACACUUCAGAUGGGAAAGAUAUUCCAUUUCGAUUAAUGAGUAAUAAAGCAUGUGUCGUUGGCAGCCCUCCAUUAAUUGGUUACACGAAUUACCUUAAGAUAAACAAUAUAAAGGCAGGAUUUUACUAUGCUUUUAGGGCAAAUAUCUUGGUUCUGCUUCUCCUUUUGGGUCCAUGCGACUUAUCCAUUGUUUCUGCGAUAAAAAUCCAUGACGUAUUUAUCUGGACAACACGGGACAAGAUGGUGACGCGUUGGCUCUUUACCGCGACGUAAAGCUGCAUUGUCAGCAAUUUAUAUCCAAAGUGCCUUUUUCAAAUUAGAUGUAUCAUUUCCAUCCAGCUGUCAUAACUUCAACACUGUCCGUUUCCUCACUUCUAGCUUCCAAAUUUUGUAUUUUACCUGCAUGAGCUGUAGUUAAAUUACAGCAAUAUUUUAGCGGCGUUCAAGUCUUUAAGUACGUGACGUGUUCUUUUAACGAUUAGACUCCGCAAGGCCAACAGCAAGCGUAAAACAUGAAACCCAGGAAUAUCGCUAGAAGUUGAGCGAGGAAAUAAAGCUCUCGCAUGACUGAAGUUGUCGGUAAGAAGUCCGCCACAAAAGUGUUCAACACACAGUUUUGUUAUUGACAGGUUGUAUGGUACAAUUCAUCAGCAACGUUAAUUAUUCAUACUUGUUCAUAGGCCUGCAAUUAUAAAAACUAUUACCAUCAAUAUAACUUUGUUGUUUAAGCAAUUCAUAAGAAUACUUGAAAUCAGAACUCUAUUAAAAAAUCCAAAGUAACUUGUACCGAAAAGGAUGUGGUUGUAUUUGGUUCAUUAAUUUACUUUCUUAGCGUUAGACUCGUCUCCUGGCAGUAAACUAGCGUUCGACCCGAUAACUUAGAUACCUCUCAUUGCAUCAAAAGUGAUUUCUAUUUUUCUUAUUUUCUUUUCUUUAGAUUACAGACCUUGAAACGAUUGAAUGAAUCAGACAGAGUGUAACAUUAAGUGAUUUACUUUCCAUCUGCUCUGGGCAUUCAGUUGUAUGCCACCUGAAUCAGGACCAGGGAAAUCUUUAAAUGGGGGCAUCGUGAUUUUACAGAGUUACUUGUAUUCUUACCUUACUUUUCUGAUAUUUCAUUUCCCCUUACAUUAUGAUAUAUUACAAAUGCUUGAUUUGAAAAACACUCUAGUGGUGGUGAAAUUCACAAGGGUGUUGAAAAUAACACGUGCGUCUAGUACCAGUCCUACCCUGGGAACACCCAGCCAAUCAUAGAGCGCUAAAAGAUCGUUGACGAAUCACAAAACGCGACUAAUGGCGCACGCUUUUUGAACAAUUUUAGAGAAUUUGAGCCUCAGCGCGAGUCCAAAAAUUCUAUCAUCUCCUCAAAUUCCUUUGAAGGAAUUUAGAAAUAUAUAUGCAGUUCUUUGAACAGGCAUAUUAGGAAAUAUUGACAAAAUUGCAUUCCAAUGGCAAGUGGCAGUGCAAAUUCCCCGCAAUUUUUCGUGGGUGCCAAUGGAAAGAUGAUUCGCGAAGCUGUGCAAGGUGGUUGUUGUAGGCCACAGUCGCAAUCCGCAGACGGUUAUUGUUUGUUUACCUUUUUCGAAGAAAACCCAAGGGUAGCAGUUGAACGGCAUUUCGAGGAAGCUUUGAAGCAUUUCUUUUCAACUGAAAGGGCAAUGGAAGCUAACCAGACGAAGAAUGUAACUGAUACUCGAUUGUUACCCAUGAAGCAACGCAAUCUGCCAGCCUCGUUUUGGUGUCCACCGGAAACAGAUGCUAUCCAGCUAAACAAGGUCCAUCACGGACAUACAACAUUUACAGGCAUGGUACCCUACACCGUAAAUCAAGUUAUGACCACAGGAAGACCACGCACGACUACUAGACCCGUUCAAAGGCAGGACUUGCCCGACUCAGACCCUGCCCCCUUGCUAGUUUCUUGCCGCCGAUUGCCUGUGACUUCCACUGACGUCAUAGGAACCAUUGCGCAUGCUCAGAGCAAACAGCAGGCGAGAUACAUGACAAUAGUACACGGACCGAGACCUGGGGACGGGUUUAACCCGAGGUACAACUCGCUACUCGUCCAGCCAAACGUAUUUGUCGAGUUACCACGUGUGCAUGGAGAACCGCGCAGCAAGAGCGGGUAGUUCUGUGGGUGCGUGAGCCCUUUUCCUGGGUGCGUAAUCAAGUAUUAAGUCAGCAGCUACAUGCUUGAUAUUUAAUGGAUUUUAGACCACAGGG